CUAUUGUGGUGGGAAAGGGGGGGUUGGUGGACGUCACGACUCGGGCUUUAUCUGCCUGGCUGCGGGAAGUCUGCAGCUCCUGGGUCACGGAGCGGCAAGCCAGGGCAGAGCCGCAGCAGUCCGAUCAGCGCAGCAGCUGCAGGGGAGCAUGGCCUAGGGUGGCGGCACUGCUGUGCGGCCGAGUUUUCCAAGCACCUUGGAGACACCUGCAGCCCCAUUUGCAGGGGAAGAUGAUUUCUGCCAGGCUUGCGAGGCUGCUGCUUGCUUUGGCCCUCACCUUGCCAGGGACCCUUUGUGCAGAGGGGACUCUUGGCAGGUCCUCGAUGGCCCGAUGCAGCCUCUUUGGAGAUGCCUUCAUCAACACCUUUGAUGAGACCAUGUACAGCUUUGCCGGAGACUGCAGUUACCUCCUGGCUGGGGACUGCCAGAAACACUCCUUCUCGCUCAUAGGAGACUUCCAAAGUGGCAAGAGAGUGAGCCUCUCCGUGUAUCUUGGGGAAUUUUUCGACCUCCAUUUGUUUGUCAAUGGUACUGUGCUGCAGGGGGACCAGAGUGUCAUCAUGCCCUAUGCCUCCAACGGGCUGUACCUGGAAACCGAGGCUGGGUACUACAAGCUGUCCAGUGAGGCCUAUGGCUUUGUGGCCAGGAUCGAUGGCAGUGGCAGCUUCCAAGUCCUGCUGUCAGACAGAUACUUCAACAAGACCUGUGGGCUGUGUGGCAACUUUAACAUCUUCGCUGAAGAUGACUUUAGGACUCAAGAGGGGAGCUUGACCUCAGACCCCUACGACUUUGCCAACUCCUGGGCCCUGAGCAGCGGAGAGCAGAGGUGCAAACGGGCCUCCCCUCCCAGCAGCCCCUGCAACGUCUCCUCUGAGGAAAUGCAGAAGGGCGCCUGGGAGCAGUGCCAGCUUCUGAAGCGUGCCUCGGUGUUCGCCCGCUGCCACCCUCUGGUGGACCCUGAGCCUUUUGUGGCCCUGUGUGAAAUGGCCCUGUGCACAUGCACCCAGGGGCUGAGAUGCCCUUGCACGGCCCUCCUGGAGUACGCCCGGGCCUGUGCCCAGCAAGGGAUAAUAUUGUAUGGCUGGAUGGAGCAGACCGUAUGCCGACCGGCAUGCCCUGCUGGCAUGGAGUACAAGGAGUGCGUGUCCCCUUGCUCCAGAACCUGCCAGAGCCUGCACAUCAAUGAAGCGUGUCAGGAGCAAUGUGUGGAUGGCUGCAGCUGCCCUGAGGGACAGCUCCUUGAUGAAGGCCGCUGCGUGGAAAGCUCAGAGUGUUCCUGUGUGCAUUCUGGGAAGCCGUACCCUCCAGGCACCUCCCUCUCGAGAGACUGCAACACCUGCAUUUGCCGAAACGGCCUGUGGAUCUGCAGCAAUGAAGAAUGUCCAGGGGAGUGUCUCAUCACAGGACAAUCCCACUUCAAGAGCUUUGACGACAGGUACUUCACCUUCAGUGGGGUCUGCCAGUACCUGCUGGCCCGGGACUGCCAGGACCAGUCCUUCUCCAUUGUCAUAGAGACGGUGCAGUGUGCUGACGACCCUGAUGCUGUCUGCACCCGCUCAGUCACUGUCCGCCUGCCCAGCCUGCACAAUAGCCUGGUGAAGCUGAAGCACGGAGGAGGAAUUGCCGUAGAUGGCCAGGAUGUCCAGCUACCGCUCCUGCAAGGUGACCUCCACAUCCAGCACACCAUGAUGACCUCUGUGCGCCUGAGCUACGGGGAAGACCUGCAGAUGGACUGGGAUGGCCGCGGGAGACUGCUGGUGAAGCUGUCCCCAGUCUACGCGGGGAGGACCUGCGGCCUGUGUGGCAACUUCAACGGCAACAAGGGCGACGACUUCCGCACGCCCUCGGGCCUGGUGGAGCCCCUGGUGGAGGACUUCGGGAACUCCUGGAAGCUGCGCGGGGACUGCGAGGACCUGCGGAAGCAGGACAGCGACCCGUGUAGCCUCAACCCGCGCCUGGCCAAGUUUGCAGAGGAGGCAUGCUCUCUCCUGGCGUCCUCCAAGUUCGAGGCCUGUCACCACGCCGUGAGCCCCCUGCCCUACCUGCACAAUUGCCACUACGAUGUCUGCUCCUGCGCCGACGGCAAGGACUGCCUGUGCAACGCCGUGGCCAACUACGCCGCUGCCUGUGCCCGGAAAGGCGUGCACGUCGCGUGGCGGGAGCCCAGCUUCUGUGCGCUGAGCUGCCCACACGACCAGGUGUACCUGCAGUGCGGGACCCCUUGCAACAUGACCUGCCGCUCCCUCUCUUUCCCGGAUGAGGAAUGCGAUGAGGUCUGCCUGGAGGGCUGCUUCUGCCCCCCAGGGCUGUACCUGGAUGAGAGGGGAGACUGCGUGCCCAAGGCCCAGUGCCCCUGCUACUACGAUGGUGAGAUCUUCCAGCCCGAGGACAUCUUCUCAGACCAUCACACCAUGUGCUACUGUGAGGAUGGCUUCAUGCACUGCAGCACGAGCGGAGCCCCGGGGAGCCUGUUGCCACAGCACGCCAUCUUCGGCAGUCCCCCGGCUCACCGUAGCAAAAGGAGCUUGUCCUGUCGGCCCCCCAUGGUCAAGUUGGUGUGUCCUGCUGACAACCCGAGGGCUGAGGGGCUGGAGUGUGCGAAGACCUGCCAGAACUACGACCUGGAGUGCAUGAGCAUUGGCUGUGUCUCCGGCUGCCUCUGCCCGCCGGGCAUGGUCCGGCAUGAAAACCGAUGUGUGGCCCUGGAAAGGUGUCCCUGCUUCCAUCAGGGCAAAGAGUAUGCCCCUGGAGAGACGGUGAAGAUUGACUGCAACACUUGCGUCUGUCGGGACCGGAAGUGGAACUGCACGGACCACGUGUGUGACGCCACGUGCUCCACGCUCGGCAUGGCCCACUACCUCACCUUCGACGGGCUCAAGUACCGGUUCCCCGGGGAGUGCCAGUACGUCCUGGCGCAGGAUUACUGUGGCGAUAACCCUGGGACCUUCCGGAUCCUGGUGGGGAACGAGGGAUGCGGCUACCCCUCGGUGAAAUGCAAGAAGCGGGUCACCAUCCUGGUGGAAGGAGGAGAGAUUGAACUGUUUGAUGGGGAGGUGAACGUGAAGAGGCCCAUGGAGGAUGAAACUAACUUCGAGGUGGUGGAGUCCGGCCGCUACGUCAUCCUGCUGCUGGGCAAGGCUCUCUCUGUGGUCUGGGACCACCACCUGGGCGUCUCCGUGGUGCUGAAGCAGACAUACCAGGAGCGGGUGUGCGGCCUCUGUGGGAACUUCGACGGCAUCCAGAACAACGACUUCACCGGCAGCAACCUCCACGUGGAGGAAGACGCCGUGGACUUCGGGAACUCCUGGAAAGUGAGCCCGCAGUGUGCUGACACCAGGAAGGUGCCGCUGGACUCAUCCCCCGCCAGCUGCCACAACAACAUCAUGAAGCAGGGCAUGGUGGACUCCUCCUGCAGGAUCCUCACCAGCGGCAUCUUCCAGGACUGCAAUAAGCUGGUGGACCCCGAGCCCUUCCUGGAUGUGUGCAUCUACGACACCUGCUCCUGCGAGUCUGUCGGGGACUGCGCCUGCUUCUGCGACACCAUCGCCGCCUACGCUCACCUGUGCGCCCAGCACGGCAAGGUGGUGACCUGGAGGACAGCCACACUGUGCCCCCAGAGCUGCGAGGAGCGGAACCUGCGGGAGAACGGGUACGAGUGCGAGUGGCGCUACAACAGCUGCGCGCCCGCCUGCCCCACCACGUGCCAGCACCCGGAGCCGCUGGCCUGCCCCGUGCGGUGUGUGGAGGGCUGCCACGCCCACUGCCCUCCAGGGAAAGUCCUGGAUGAGCUUCUGCAGACCUGCGUCGAUGUGGAGGACUGUCCUGUGUGUGAGGUGUCCGGCCGGCGCUUAGCCUCCGGGAAGAAAAUCACCUUGAACGCCAGUGACCCGAAGCACUGCCAGAUUUGUCACUGUGAUGGCACCAACCUCACCUGUGAGGCCUGCAGGGAGCCCGGAGGCCUGGAGGUGCCCCGCACCGAGGUCCCGGUCAGCCCCACCACCCCGGAGGACGUGGAGGACACCCCGGAGCCGCCACUGCACGACUUCUACUGCAGCAAGCUGCUGGACCUGGUCUUCCUGCUGGACGGCUCCUCCAAGCUGUCCGAGGCCGAGUUCGAGGUGCUGAAGGUCUUCGUGGUGGGCAUGAUGGAGCGCCUGCACAUCUCCCAGAAGCGGAUCCGCGUGGCCCUGGUGGAGUACCACGAGGGCUCCCAUGCCUACCUCCAGCUCCGGGACCGGAAGCGGCCCUCCGAGCUGCGGCGCAUUGCCAGCCAGGUGAAGUACGCGGGCAGCACGGUGGCCUCCGCCACGGAGGUCCUCAAGUACACGCUCUUCCAAAUCUUCAGCAAGAUCGACCGCCCCGAGGCCUCCCGCGUUGCCCUGCUCCUGACGGCCAGCCAGGAGCCCCCGAGGUUGGCCCGGAACUUGGCCCGGUACGUCCAGGGCCUGAAGAAGAAGAAGGUCAUCGUGGUCCCGGUGGGCAUUGGGCCGCACGUGAACCUCAAGCAGAUCCGCCUCAUCGAGAAGCAGGCCCCCGAGAACAAGGCCUUUGUGCUCAGCAGUGUGGACGAGCUGGAGCAGCGGAGGGACGAGAUCAUCAGCUACCUCUGCGACCUGGCUCCCGAAGUGCAGGCACCCACGCAGCCCCCGCCUGUGGCGCAAGUCACCGUGGGUCCGGAGCACCUGGGGGCUUCGACCCUGGGGCCCAAGAGGAACUCCAUGGUCCUGGAUGUGGUGUUUGUUCUGGAAGGGUCGGACCAAAUCGGCGAGGCCAACUUCAACCGGAGCAGGGAGUUCGUGGAGGAGGUGAUCCAGCGGAUGGACGUGGGCCAGGACGCCAUCCACAUCACGGUGCUGCAGUACUCGUACACGGUGACCGUGGAGGCCACCUUCCGUGAGACCCAGUCCAAGGGGGACGUCCUGCGGCGGGUGCGCGAGAUCCGCUACCAGGGCGGCAACAGCACCAACACGGGGCUGGCCCUGCAGUACGUGUCCGAGCACAGCUUCUCGGCCGGCCAGGGGGACCGGGAGCAGGCACCUAACCUGGUCUACAUGGUCACGGGGAACCCCGCCUCUGAUGUGAUCAGGCGCAUGCCCGGAGACAUCCAGGUGGUGCCCAUCGGAGUGGGCCCUCAUGCCAGCGUGCAGGAGCUGGAGAGGGUCGGCUGGCCCAACGCCCCCAUCCUCAUCCAGGACUUCGAGACGCUCCCCAGGGAGGCUCCCGACCUGGUGCUGCAGACGUGCUGCUCCGGAGAGGGGCUGCAGAUCCCCACCCUCGCCCCUGCCCCAGACUGCAACCAGCCCCUGGAUGUGAUCCUCCUCCUGGACGGCUCCUCCGGCUCUCCGGCGUCCCACUUUGAUGAAAUGAAGAGUUUCGCCAAAGCUUUCAUUUCAAAAGCCAACAUAGGGCCUCGGCUCACGCAGGUGUCGGUGCUGCAGUACGGGAGCAUCAUCACCGUCGACGUGCCGUGGCAGGUGUCCCAGGAGAAGUCCACCCUGAUGGGCCUCGUGGACCACAUACAGCAGGAGAGAGGACCCAGCAGAAUUGGGCAAGCUUUGAGCUUUGCUGUGCAAUACGUCACUUCGGAAGUCCACAGUGCCAGGCCUGGGGCCUCUAAGGCGGUGGUCAUCCUGGUCACAGACGUCUCCACGGAUUCGGUGGCUGAGGCAGCCGACGCUGCCAGAUCCAACCGAGUGGCAGUGUUCCCCAUCGGAAUUGGGGAUCGGUAUGACACAGCCCAGCUGAGAAUCUUAGCCGGCCCAGGCGCCCCCUCCAAUGUGGUGAAGCUCCAGCAAAUUGAAGACCUCCCCACCUUGGUCACCCUGGGCAACUCCUUCCUCCACAAGCUGUGCUCUGGGUUCGUUAGAGUUUGCAUGGAUGAGGACGGGAAUGAGAGGAGGCCUGGGGACGUCUGGACCUUGCCAGAUCGGUGCCACACGGUGACUUGCCUGCCAGAUGGCCAGACCUUGCUGAACAGUCAUCGGGUCAACUGUGAUCAGGGGCCAAGGCCUUCCUGCCCCAACAGCCAGGCCCCUGUCAGAGUGGAGGAGACCUGCGGCUGCCGCUGGGCCUGCCCCUGUGUGUGCACGGGCAGCGCUGCCCGGCACAUCGUGACCUUCGACGGUCGGAAUUUCAAGCUGACUGGCAGCUGUUCGUAUGUUCUGUUUCAAAACAAGGAGCAGGACCUGGAGGUGAUUCUCCAUAACGGUGCGUGCAGCCCUGUGGGGCGGCAGGCGUGCAUGAAAUCCCUCGAGGUGAGACACAACGGCCUCUCCGUCCAGCUCCACAGCAACAUGGAGGUGGGAGUCAAUGGGAGGCUGGUCCCCGUCCCUUACGUGGGUGGGGACAUGGAAGUCAGCGUCUACGGCACCAUCAUGUACGAGAUCAGGUUCCAUCACCUUGGCCACAUCCUCACGUUCACUCCCCAAAUCAACGAGUUCCAGCUGCAGCUUAGCCCCAAGACCUUCGCUUCCAAGACGUACGGCCUCUGUGGGGUCUGUGGUGAGAACGGGGACAACGACUUCUUGCUGAGGAACGGCUUGGUCACCACAGACUGGAAAACGCUCGUCCAAGAGUGGACCGUGCAGCCACUGGACAGGAUGUGCCAGCCCAUCCCCGAGGAGGAGUGCCCCAUCUCCAGCACCUCCCACUGCCAGGUCCUCCUCUCGGAGCUGUUUGCCGAGUGCCACAAGGCCCUGGCUCCCGCCACCUUUUAUGCCAUGUGCCAGCAGGACAGUUGCCGCCCGGAGCAGGUGUGCGAGGUGAUUGCCUCUUACGCCCACCUCUGUCGGACCAGUGGGGUCUGUGUCGACUGGAGGAAGACAGAUUUUUGUGCUCUGUCCUGCCCAGCGCCCCUGCUGUAUGGCCACUGCGAGCACGGCUGCCCCCAGACCUGCGAGGGCAACUCCAGUUCCUGUGGGGACCGCCCCUCGGAGGGCUGCUUCUGCCCCUCACACCACGUCAUGCUGGACGGCAGCUGUGUGCCUGAGGAGGCCUGCACCCAGUGCAUCGGUGAGGACGGAGUCCGGCGCCAGUUCCUAGAAACCUGGGUCCCGGACCACCAGCCCUGCCAGAUCUGCACCUGCCUCAGUGGGCGGAGGGUCAACUGCACCUCAUACCCCUGCCCCACUGCCAGAGCUCCCACAUGUAGCCCGUGUGAAGUGGCCCGUCUCCACCAGAACUCGGACCAGUGCUGCCCGGAGUAUGAGUGUGUGUGUGACCUGGUGAGCUGUAACCUGCCUCCAGUACCUCACUGUGAAGGUGGCCUCCAGCUGACACUGACCAAUCCCGGAGAGUGCAGACCCAACUUCACCUGUGCCUGCAAGAAGGAGGAGUGCAGACGGGAGACCCCACCUGCCUGCCCCCCACACCGGAUACCGACCCUUCGGGAGACCCAGUGCUGUGACGAGUACGAGUGUGCUUGCAACUGUGUCAACUCUACUGUGAGCUGCCCUCUGGGGUACCUGCCCUCGGCUGUCACCAAUGACUGUGGCUGCACCACGACCACCUGCCUUCCUGACAAGGUGUGUGUCCACCGAGGCACUGUCUAUCCUAUUGGCCAGCUCUGGGAGGAGGGCUGUGACAUGUGCACCUGCACCGACCUGGAGGAUGCCGUGAUGGGCCUGCGUUUGGCCCAGUGCUCUCAGAAGCCCUGUGAAGAAAGCUGCCAGUUGGGCUUCACUUACGUCCUCCACGAAGGCGAGUGCUGUGGAAGGUGCCUGCCAUCUGCCUGUGAGGUGGUGGUCGGCUCCCCCCGGGGGGACUCCCAGUCAUACUGGAAGAACGUUGGCUCUCAGUGGGCCUCCCUGGACAACCCCUGCCUCAUCAACGAGUGCGUCCGAGUGAAGGAUGAGGUCUUCGUGCAACAGAGGAAUGUCUCCUGCCCCCAGCUGGCCAUCCCCACCUGCCCCACAGGCUUUCAGCUGAGCUGUAAGACCUCGGAGUGCUGUCCCACCUGUCGCUGUGAGCCCGUGGAGGCCUGCAUGCUUAAUGGCACCAUCAUUGGGCCUGGGAAGAGCGUGAUGACUGACGUGUGCACGACGUGCCACUGCACCAUGCAGGUGGGCGCCGUCUCUGAGUUCAAGCUGCAGUGCAGCAAGACCAUCUGUAAGGCCUGCUCCCAGGGCUACAGAGAGGAGAAGACCGAAGGUGAAUGCUGUGGGAGAUGCCUGCUGCUGGCUUGCACCAUCCAGCUGAGGGGAGGACAGACCAUGACACUGAAGCGUGAUCAGACGUACCAGGACGGCUGUGACCGUCACUUCUGCAGGGUCAGCGAGAACGGGGAGUACAUCUGGGAGAAGACAGUCAUAGAGUGCCCGCCCUUCGACGAACACAGAUGCCUGGCCCAGGGAGGGAAAAUCAUGAAGAGUCCAGGCACCUGCUGUUACAUAUGUGAAAAGCCCGACUGCAAGGAUGUCACCGCCACGCUGCAGUAUGUCAAAGUGGGCAGCUGUAAGUCUGAAGAGCAAGUGGACAUUCAUUACUGCCAGGGUCAAUGUGACAGUAAAGCCCUGUACUCCAUCGACACCGAGGACGUGCAGGACCAGUGCUCCUGCUGCUCGCCCACCAGGACAGAACCCAUGCAGGUGCCCUUGCGCUGCACCAACGGCUCCAUCAUCUAUCAUGAAGUCCUCAAUGCCAUGCAGUGCCGGUGCUCCCCCAGGAAGUGCAGCAAGUGAGGCCGCUGCUGCCGCUGCUGCGUGGACACCCCCUGCCGCCUGCCUGGGCCCGCUGGCCAGAGUGCUGCCUGGGCUUCUGUAUGCUCUGCUCUCGUGCCCCCCAACCCCGGGCCCACAAUAAAGGCCAAUGUUUCAUCUUGCAAAA
Molecule: messenger RNA, 8823 nt
Organism: Phyllostomus discolor (pale spear-nosed bat)
Lineage: Eukaryota; Metazoa; Chordata; Mammalia; Chiroptera; Phyllostomidae
Gene: VWF
Product: von Willebrand factor
Exons: 52
Coding region: 231-8678 (2815 amino acids)
Biological process (GO): blood coagulation; cell-substrate adhesion
Cellular component (GO): extracellular matrix
Molecular function (GO): protein binding
Source: RefSeq, a predicted model, not a curated record